AGAAGAGAUAAAGAAGAUUAAUUGCGAUAUGCGUAACCUCCUAUCAGAAUUAUUAAAAAGCUACUCCCUCGGUCUGAUAAUAUAAGAGCGUUUUUUAAUUAAUGUAGUGUCAAAAACACUCCUAUAUUAUGAGACGGAGGAAGUACAAGAUAGCUCCGUGUGUUUGGAAAAGAUGCAGGCUCGCUGGAAAAACAAGACCUAAACAUGGCACAGGCCUCUGAGUUUUCUCUGGUCCGCUCGUGUUUUAGGCGGCGUGCCCAGUUGAAAGGGACCCUUUGCUCUGCAUCUGCCAACGUCGUAGGUCACCUCCUCGUAUCAAGUUUCUUUGUUCUCUGUUCUUUGCUUGGAAGAACACAGGAGGGAGGAGCAGGCAUGGGGAAGGUGAUGAGCAUGCGGCUCGCGCUGGUGGUCCUGGUGCUGGCGAGCCUCGUGCUGGCGGCCCAGGAGGCCGACGGGGCGCGGCCAGCGUCGACCGACGGCGUUAUCAGCUACGGUGCUCUCCUGCGCGGGAACGGCGCCAACACCUCCGACGCCAGCGUCCGGCCUUCCGCGGUGGCCAACUCUUACACGCGCGGCUGCAGCAAGAUCAACCGUUGCCGCGGCUGAUGCGACGCGUGCCUGCAUGCGUGUGUAUCUCUUGCUUUGCUCGAACGUUUGAACGUUGAUCCGGUGC
Messenger RNA from Triticum urartu, 673 nucleotides. RefSeq lists its product as uncharacterized. The record is from RefSeq and is a predicted model, not a curated record. Lineage: Eukaryota; Viridiplantae; Streptophyta; Magnoliopsida; Poales; Poaceae.